Aspergillus aculeatus ATCC 16872 is the source of this 1119-nucleotide messenger RNA. RefSeq names its product fatty acyl-CoA reductase. Gene Ontology annotation, molecular function: alcohol-forming very long-chain fatty acyl-CoA reductase (NADP+) activity. Gene Ontology annotation, cellular component: peroxisome. Lineage: Eukaryota; Fungi; Ascomycota; Eurotiomycetes; Eurotiales; Aspergillaceae. The record is from RefSeq and is a predicted model, not a curated record. The transcript is spliced from 2 exons. Gene Ontology annotation, biological process: long-chain fatty-acyl-CoA metabolic process. Bases 1 to 1119 code for a protein of 372 amino acids.
AUGUCCAUCGCCCUCCUUUCCACCCCCUCACUGCACGAGGAAGAGAUCAAGCGCAGAGGGUAUGCAACCUCAUUCGAGAAACACACCGUCUUCCUCACCGGCAGCACCGGCGCGCUGGGAGCCGUGCUCCUCUACAAACUCGCGGUGCAGGUCCCCACCCACAAGAUCUACGUCCUGAUCCGGGGGUCCCCGGACCUCGCAAUCCAGAAAUGGAAGAAGGCGAUGCCCGUGCAAACGCAGCCGGUCCUCCGCUCCCGGAAGGUUCAAUUUGUAGUGGGGGACAUGACGGAACCGGACUUUGGGAUCGAUGCGGCGGUGAUGGAUGAGCUGCGCCAGCAGGUCACGCUGGUGAUCCACGCGGCCGCCAAAAUCACCCUGGACGCGGACGUUGCGGAGGCGGUGGAGAACAAUUGUCUCCCGUCGUUGGAAAUGGCGAAGAUCGCCUCGCGGUUCCGCAGGUUGAAGCUCUUCGUGCAGGUGUCGACGGCAUACGUGAACAGUUUCUUGCCGGAUGGGCACGUGGCGGAGAAGCUGUACUCUGUUAGGGUGAAAGUGGGUGGAAAAGGUGAGGAGGAUGAUCCGGAGGAGCUACUAGGGGCGAUCCUCAGAGGCGAAGGUUCCCCGCACGCCGAGCACUUCUCCUCUUCAUAUACCCAUGCGAAGUAUUUGAUGGAGCGGCUGAUGCUGAAACGGUUCCCCACGCUGCCUAUGUUGCUGUUGCGUCCGACCAUCUUCGGUCCGGCGGUCAGAGAUCCGUAUCCACAUUAUGCGCCGGAGAAUUCCAUUCCGUUGAAGAGAUUCGCCUCGCUAUUUCUGAUGACUCAUGGCGAAACCCAGACCUGGCACGCGGCCGAGGGCUAUGACAGUGGUGCGAAUACGUUGGAUGAGAUGCCGGUUGACCUGGUGGCGAAUGCCUGUCUUCUUCACGCUGUUGCGGGAACGCGAGGGGUCAUUCAUGUCGGAUCGCAGCUGUAUGUGAAAAUGACGCUAGACGGAAUUAUGCAGUUGGCGGAUACGUACGCCCCACAAGGCAUGCGACAUGCUUUACCGACGGUACUUUUUGUGAAAGAUCGAACGAUUCCGCAGUGCUUCCUUGCGGACCUAGUCAAGAAUCAAUAA